AUGUGCAACGAUCCAAAGGCAGGUUAUGAAGAGGUUUCAAAAAAUCUCGUGAAGUAUUGUGAAGGACAUCCAAUGUCCCUUAAAGUUUUGGGUAGGUCUCUGCAUAAUCGCGAUGUAACAUAUUGGGAGGAGUACGUAGAAAUGCUGAAGAAAGAAAAUGGUCACCCUAUAGUUAAUGUAUUGAGAAUGAGCUUUGACUCUGUGCCAUUCAAAAAUGAUAAGGAGUUGUUUAAGCAUAUUGCUUGUUUCUUUGUUGGAAUGGAUAGAGAUGUUACUGAAACAAUAUUAAAGGCAUGUCUGUAA
Lactuca saligna is the source of this 303-nucleotide messenger RNA. The record is from the annotation of a GenBank genome assembly. NCBI's taxonomy places the organism in Eukaryota, Viridiplantae, Streptophyta, Magnoliopsida, Asterales, Asteraceae.